Messenger RNA from Pisolithus orientalis, 749 nucleotides. RefSeq names its product V-type ATPase. NCBI's taxonomy places the organism in Eukaryota, Fungi, Basidiomycota, Agaricomycetes, Boletales, Pisolithaceae. The transcript is spliced from 9 exons. The coding region runs from base 58 to 546 and encodes 162 amino acids. Gene Ontology annotation, molecular function: proton-transporting ATPase activity, rotational mechanism. The record is from RefSeq and is a predicted model, not a curated record. Gene Ontology annotation, cellular component: proton-transporting V-type ATPase, V0 domain. Gene Ontology annotation, biological process: proton transmembrane transport.
UAGCAAACCGGCGUUCUUUGUUUUUCUGUCCGCGAGCACCACCGAACAAGAAAAAAAAUGUCUGACUUGUGUCCUGUGUACGCACCGUUCUUUGGUGCAAUGGGCUGCACCUGCGCAAUUGUAUUUACCUGCAUCGGUGCAAGUUAUGGUACCGCUAAGUCUGGUGUCGGUAUCUCCGCUAUGGGUGUCCUCCGGCCUGACCUCAUCAUGAAAUGUUCCGUCCCCGUUAUCAUGGCCGGUAUCAUUGCUAUUUACGGCCUUGUCGUUUCGGUGAUCAUUUCCGGCACACUGGGAGUUUCGAUGCCCCUCGCACAGGGCUUCAUUGACCUCGGUGCGGGUCUGUCCGUGGGUCUUUCAGGUCUUGCAGCCGGUUUUGCCAUUGGUAUCGUUGGUGAUGCUGGCGUGAGAGGUACCGCACAGCAACCCCGACUGUUCGUUGGCAUGAUCUUGAUUCUUAUCUUCGCGGAAGUUUUGGGUUUGUACGGCUUGAUUGUAGCGCUUAUCAUGCAUACCAAGGCAGGAGAACUAGUCGGACUAUGUUCUUGAGUUUCCCAGCGAAGAGUGGCUGUGGACAGUGCUAAAUACUAUACUUGAUUGCCUCUCUUUGACCUGACAUCUCUGCCUCGUAAUGAUCAUGAAUUAGCCAUCUACUGUGUGCAUUUCUCUGAGAUGAUGCUGAGCCGGAAGUAGACGUAGAAUGGAAUGUUGUCCUUAGUCGACGUGUCAGAUCCAAUAUCCGUUGUUUCCAC